AUGAGAGUGCAAAAGCAAGCCCCACCAAACGGCAAAAAAAUCGUUUUGUUGGCUACCAGCAAUUUUCGGACGGGCCCAGCCAAGUUUUCCUCCGCGUAUCUCGCUCCCCCGGCCACCCUCGGGGACACAAUUUUCUCGCCAAAUUCCACCCUUUUCGCUACCGUAUGUUUUGAUGACGCGCAACGCCGUCGUAACUGCCCCGUAGUGUGUGCGUGUCCCGUGUCUCUCCGUGUCUGUUCGUGGUGCGAAAUUCCCGUUUCGGGUUAUCUUUUGGCUUUGUGUGGCUGACCGGAGGUGGUGAGGCAGGGAAACCAGAUUUGGUUCCGUAGUUUGGUCCGAGCACGGUGUGUGGUGUGAGUGGGGCGUUGAUUUGUGCAUUCCGCAGUCGUCAGUGAUCGAACCACCCCCCUCCUACAGUAGUCGUUCAUCAUGUUGGCCCUCAUCAAUCGCAUCCUGGAUUGGUUCAAGAGUCUCUUCUGGAAGGAAGAGAUGGAGCUGACGCUGGUCGGACUCCAGUACUCCGGCAAGACGACCUUUGUCAACGUAAUCGCCUCAGGACAGUUCUGCGAGGAUAUGAUACCGACGGUCGGAUUCAACAUGCGCAAAGUGACCAAGGGUAACGUCACCAUUAAGGUCUGGGACAUCGGUGGUCAGCCCCGAUUCCGUUCCAUGUGGGAACGGUACUGCCGCGGAGUGAAUGCAAUCGUCUACAUGGUUGAUGCAGCGGAUUUGGAUAAGAUGGAAGCGUCAAGGAAUGAGCUGCAUUCGCUGCUUGAUAAGCCGCAGCUGGCCGGCAUACCGGUGCUAGUUCUAGGCAACAAGCGUGACAUACCCGGGGCACUCGAUGAAACAGGAUUGAUCGAACGAAUGAACCUAUCUACCAUACAGGAUCGAGAGAUCUGUUGUUAUAGUAUUUCGUGCAAAGAGAAAGACAACAUCGACAUAACGUUGCAGUGGCUGAUUGCCCAUUCUAAGAGCCAAAGCCGCUAAACGCCCGUUCCAGCCGGGACAAGCUCAGGAGUCACAUAUGACUGGGCCAAGUGCGAGCGGUGCGCUCAUGCUUGGCAACGAUCGCGCGUUUGGGGUGGGAAAUGCUAAAGUAGAGAAUCGCAACGAAAUGCAACAGUGCAAAGCUAGUGCGAACCAAGAAAAUCUCAUAAAUGUAACAUCGCGUAGCGUAUUCCUUCCGUAAGGUGCGCCUACCAAGCUAAAAGUAGUCAACACACUGUGUGGAGCCAAAUACCAACAGCACAUAACCGUUGGUCGAUAGGCCGGCGAGCAUCCGUAAACAGAACUGCGUAGGCAAAGCAACAAAAACACAAACCACGAACGCUCGUAGGCGAUAAGUGCGCUUCUCUUCGCCCCAUAUACCCUAUGUUCUAAUCGCUCCGAUUACGAGUCGUCACGAGUGAAAGUAAUGCAGCAGGGAUGUAAGGAGGCAUACCGUUACGGUUUCCACUUUCAGUCCUGGGAAAUGAGUUUGUGCCACUAGAGAACAUUUCAAUCAAAACAUACGUUCUAGAAUAUGAUAGGGCGGAAGCGUUUUGCAUAGUUUUGGAGCAGAACCCAUAGGGCUAAGCAGCAGCACAUUUACGUACGUAAUACAUCAAGCAAAAACAAAAACAGUUACGGCCAUCAAAAAACGGCCAUCUCGGAAUCCGCAAAACCUCAACUACACUACGCCUAAAGGAUUCAAAAAUCACUCACUUUCACCAGUCACACCUCAUUGAGACAAAAAACACAAAAAAAAACAAAAGAAAAGAAAUUUCGAAUUUGUAUCUGAUUUUAGAAAUCCGGUGUCAAUAAGGCGCAAUAUCAGAUGCUUGCGUCUACCUGGCAGAGCAGCAUACAUUAGUGUUAUCGCUAGAAUGUUGCAAACUACAAACUCUAUGACGUCCAGUCGCGUUCCAUUCUGUUUACCGACCGAUAGUCACCCGCGAUAACGAUAGGUCAUUCGUUCGAGGAUGCUUCAUUCAUUGUUUUUGAAUUAAGCUAAGGCCAAGAUGCUACCGAUGAAGCAGAGGGGAUGGGAAUCUAAAAGAGAGACGAGGGAGUCGAUAAAAGCGAAACAAGUGUUCCACGUGCUAGGCGUUUAAACAAGGGCGUUACACAAAGCUGUUAUAUUGGAUUAAUUAGCCGCGUAUGUAUAAUGUUUGGGUUUCAGUAGCAGGUUCACCUUAUAAAUAUCAAUGUUAAUGGAUGAUGGAGACUUGUGUGCGGCGACUGAAGAAGGGAAGAGCGGAUGUAUGAAUGUGAUACGCAGUAUAGAGGUUUUUUUCUUCUUUUAUUAAUCCUUUUUCGAUACCAGAGGUGGGCUUUCGCACCUUUUCCCCAAAAACUCGUCACUCCAACCCAUCUACUACGAAACGAAUGCAUAAAGUUUAGAAUCUUCUAGUGUCUUUUAUUUUAGUAUUGAGUUAUCGCUUGAUUGUAGGAGUACUUGGUUUUAGCUGCAAGCCUCCGACUGAGGGUGUUUUUUUUUUUA
Molecule: messenger RNA, 2485 nt
Organism: Anopheles darlingi
Lineage: Eukaryota; Metazoa; Arthropoda; Insecta; Diptera; Culicidae
Gene: Arl8
Product: ADP-ribosylation factor-like protein 8
Exons: 4
Coding region: 430-990 (186 amino acids)
Biological process (GO): protein transport; anterograde axonal transport
Cellular component (GO): lysosomal membrane
Molecular function (GO): GTPase activity; GTP binding
Source: RefSeq, a predicted model, not a curated record